This is a messenger RNA of Cryphonectria parasitica EP155, 1578 nucleotides long. RefSeq lists its product as uncharacterized. Lineage: Eukaryota; Fungi; Ascomycota; Sordariomycetes; Diaporthales; Cryphonectriaceae. Bases 1 to 1578 code for a protein of 525 amino acids. Gene Ontology annotation, molecular function: transmembrane transporter activity. The transcript has a single exon. Gene Ontology annotation, biological process: transmembrane transport. The record is from RefSeq and is a predicted model, not a curated record.
AUGCAGUUCUGGCUCAUCAUGCUCUCCGGAUGCCUUAUGGAUUUUUCCACAGCCCUAGACGCUACCAUUAUCACGACCGCCCUCCCCAGGAUUACUACUUAUCUCAGUGGAGAGGCUGAAUACGUCUGGCUUGCGAAUACCUACGUAUUCGCCUGUACGGCAGUCAUGCCUUUUGUCGGCCAGAUCUCCAAUAUUGUGGGCCGUCGAAUGCCCAUGAUCCUCUCGGUGGUUCUGUUCUCCAUUGGGAAUGCCAUAGCCGGCGCAUCUGUCAAUUCAGCUAUGCUGAUCGCGGCCCGGGGAGUUACUGGUCUUGGAGGUGGCGGCAUAUUCGUUUUGAAUGAUUUGAUUAUUAGCGACUUGGUGCCCGUCCGGGAGAGGGCAAAAUUUCUUGGCAUUCGCAUCGCAAUUGCAACGAUAUCAACGAUAAUCGGUCCUGUGUUGGGUGGGGCUUUAGCCCAGUCAUCAUGGCGCUGGGUCUUCUUCGUUAAUCUACCGUUUGGCGGGAUUGCGCUUGUCAUCAUGGUCCCAUUCUUGCGCCUCAAGACUAAGGACCAGCCUUCAUGGGCCAAGGCGAUUGUACGUGUCGACUUCCUCGGUAAUGCCAUAUUCAUCACCUCAAUAUCAGCUAUAUUACUUGGGUUGAUCAUGGGUGGCACACAAUAUCCUUGGUCGUCCUGGCAUAUCAUCGUGCCCCUGGUCCUAGGUUUUGCCGGCUGGGCUCUAUUUCAUGUCCACCAGGCUUCUCCAAUGUGCAAGGAACCGAGCAUGCCGCCUUUGCUUUUUGGCAAUCGAACCUCGGUCGCCUGCCUUGCUUUGACCUUCAUCUCAAACAGCCUACUGGAAUGGAUCGUCAAUUUUCUGCCCAUCUAUUUCCAAGCCCUUAAAGGUGCAACUCCAAUGGCUUCUGGCAUCGAUGUACUGCCUUUCAGCGUUUUCUAUGUUUCCAUCGCUGUGAUAACAGGUGGCCUCAUGUCCAAGCUUGGGACAUAUAAGCCUAUACACUGGGUGGGGUUUGGCGCAACGUUACUAGCAUGUGGACUGCUCGCCAUCUUGGGCGAGAACUCGUCUCGUGUGGAAUGGGUUUGCUUUCAACUUAUCCUAGCAAUUGGUGCUGGCUUCACAAUGAUCAGCAUCCUUCCUGUUAUCCAAGCCAGCGUACCUGAUUCCUACUUGGCCACUGCAACUAGCACCUUCGCCUUUGUACGUAACUUCGGCUUCGUCUGGGGUAUCACGGUUCCUUCCAUCAUAUUCAACGCACAAAUUGACAGAAACUUAUACUGGGUCCACGAUGAUUCCAUUCGCCAGCAGCUGAGUCAAGGAAGGGCUUAUGGGUACGCCGGAACUGGCGAAAUCAACUAUCUCACACCCGUUGUGAAAGGGCAGGUCAUCGAGGUUUACGAAUCAGCGCUCAAGGCCUUGUGGGAAGCUGCUGCUGCAAUGGCGGCGGUAGCAUUCUUGUUGGUAUUUCUGGAGCAAAAUUUGGAGCUGAAGAUGGACAUGAAUGAAGACUUCGGAAUGGAAGAGAAAGGGGUCGGCAAGGUAGACCAUACCAUCCAGGAGCGGCCUGGCACCAUGUAA